This is a messenger RNA of Colossoma macropomum (tambaqui), 6235 nucleotides long. RefSeq names its product NACHT, LRR and PYD domains-containing protein 12-like. The record is from RefSeq and is a predicted model, not a curated record. Gene Ontology annotation, molecular function: protein binding. NCBI's taxonomy places the organism in Eukaryota, Metazoa, Chordata, Actinopteri, Characiformes, Serrasalmidae.
CUGGUAUGUAGUCCAGUCCAACUGGUUUAAAGAGAAGGUAAAAUCUUCAGUAGCGUUCAUUUUGUGGAGAGAGGAACAAAACAUUCAGAAAGAACACAGAAAGGAUUCAGUGUGAUCUGAAGGAGGAGAGAUGUCCUCCAAAAUGAGUCUCUCUGAGGAACAGGACACACAGGAAGCUGAGAGGCUGGAUCACGGGGAGAGACCUGACUCACCUGUGCCCAGCUGUGUGUCCAUGAAGAGUGACCAUUCUAUGGACGAAUUAAUAGAGCUCAGAGAGGAUGACAGUUCUACUAAGCCCAGGCUGGUUCAGGGUAAGAGGUCUAACUCACCUGAACCCAGCAGUGUGUCCAAGAAGAGUGACCAUUCUAUGGAUGAAAUAGUAAACCUCAGAGAGGAUGACUGUUCUACUGAGCUCAGGCUGGCUCAGAGUAAGAGGUCUAACUCACCUGUACCCAGCUGUGUGACCAUGAAGAGUGACCAUUCUAUGGAUGAAAUAGUAAACCUCAGAGAGGAUAGCCAUUCUACACAGCUCAGGCUGGUUCAUGGUAAGAGGUCUAACUCACCUGAACCCAGCUGCAUGUCCAUGAAGAGUGACCAUUCUAUGGAUGAAAUAGUAAACCUCAGAGAGGAUGACUGUUCUACUGAGCUCAGGCUGGUUCAGGGUAAGAGGUCUAACUCACCUGAACCCAGCUGUGUGUCCAUGAAGAGUGACCAUUCUAUGGAUGAAAUAGUAAACCUCAGAGAGGAUGACUGUUCUACACAGCUCAGAGCGCAGAAUGAGAUGUCAGAAACUACCAGAAGAAAUGAGGAGCUCAUAAUCAAGGAGCUGGAGCACAAAGUCAUCUCUCUGGUAAAGAAUCAGCUGAAGAGGUUUGUGAAACUUCUGAACCUGGAUUACCCAGCAUGCUCUGAGAGAGAGGUGGAGGAUGAGGAGAAUCAGAGUGUCAGAGAGGGAGCGCUGAAGAUCACACUGCACGUCCUGAGGACCAUGAACCAGACAGACCUCGCCAACACACUACAGACCAAACUGGCUCCUUCUUGUCAUCAAAAACUCAAAUCCAUAUUAAAGGAAAAAUGUCAGGAAAUUAAUGAAGGAAUCUCGAAUCCUGGAACCUCAACACUUCUGAAUGAGAUCUACACAGAGCUGUAUGUCACAGAGGCUGGGAGUGGAGAGGUCAACAAUGAACAUGAGGUCAGACAGAUUGAAACAGCAUCCAGGAGACCAGCAACACAGGAGACGCCCAUCAAAUGCAACGACAUUUUUAAAGACAAACCCAUCAGAACUGUGCUGACUAAAGGAGUCGCUGGAAUUGGAAAAACAGUCUCUGUGCAGAAGUUCAUUCUGGACUGGGCUGAAGAAAAAGCCAAUCAGGAUGUUCUCUUCAUAUUUCCACUUCCUUUUAGAGAGCUCAAUUUGAUGAAGAAGAAACUUAGUCUGUUGGAUCUUCUUUAUCGUUUUUUUACAGACAUAAAAGAAUUAAAACCUAGAGACAUUUAUGACUAUAAAGUCAUGUUCAUCUUUGAUGGUCUGGAUGAAUGUCGACUUCCUCUAGAUUUUCAGAGCAAUGAGAGCGUAUUUGAUGUUAGACAGUCAGCCUCAGUGGAUGUGCUGCUGACAAACCUCAUCAAGGGGAAUCUGCUUCCCUCUGCUCAUCUAUGGAUAACUACUCGACCAGCAGCAGCCAAUCAGAUCCCUUCUGACUGUAUUAACCAGAUAACAGAGGUACGAGGGUUCAGUGACCCUCAGAAAGAGGAAUACUUCAGGAAAAGGAUCAGUGAUCAGAGCCUUGCUGAAAGAAUCAUUGCACACAUGAAGUCCUCAAGAAGCCUCUACAUCAUGUGCCACAUCCCAGUCUUCUGCUGGAUUGCAGCCACUGUUCUAGAGAGGAUGUUGGGUGAAGCAGAGAGUGGAGAGAUCCCCAAGACUCUGACUCAAAUGUUCACACACUUCCUGAUCUUUCAGAUCAAACACAGCAGCCAGAAGUACCAAAGAAAAAGUGACAUUGAUCAUAAACAGACUAGAAAGAUUAUUCUGGCACUGGGAAAACUGGCUUUCCAACAGCUGGAAAAAGGAAACCUGAUCUUCUAUGAGGUAGACCUGACAGAGUGUGGCAUUGAUGUCAGAGAAGUGUCAGUGUACUCAGGAGUGUGUACUCAGAUCUUCAGAGAGGAGUUUGGGCUGAACCUGGGGAAGGUUUUCAGCUUUGUGCAUCUGAGCGUUCAGGAGUUUCUGGCUGCUUUAUAUGCAUUUCUUUCCUUCAUCUCCAACAACACAAAUGUGCUGCUACAGCAAACCACUGGAUAUACUGGUUUUGAGGAAAAGACAACAAUGUCAGACUUCCUCAAGACUGCAGUGGACAAGGCCUUACAGAGUGAGAACGGGCACCUGGACCUUUUCCUCCGCUUCCUUCUGGGCCUCUCACUGGAGUCCAAUCAGACUCUUUUACGAGGCCUAAUGACACAGACAGGAUACAGCUCUCAGAGCAGAAGGGAAAUAGUCGAGUACAUCAAGGAGAAGAUCAGGGAGAAUCCCUCUCCAGAGAAAACAAUCAGUCUGUUCCACUGUCUGAAUGAACUGAAUGAUCAUUCUCUAGUGCAGGAAGUUCAAAGAUACCUGAAGAGAGGAGGUUCCAGUGGUCUCAGUGGAGCUAAGCUCUCUCCUGCUCAGUGGUCAGCUGUGGCAUUUGUGAUGCUGAAUUCAGAAGAGGAGCUGGAUGAGUUUGACCUGAAUAAAUUUGACCGAUCAGAGGAAUGUCUUCUGAGGCUGCUGCCAGUGGCCAAAGCAUCCAGAAAGGUUGUGCUGCAUAACUACAGUAUUACAGAGGAAGGCUGUGCUGCUCUGGUUUCAGCUCUGAAAUCAAACCCCUCACAGCUGAGAGAGCUAAAUCUGAGCUACAAUAAAGCAGGAUUGAAGCUGCUCUCUGAUCUACUGGAGGAUCCACACUGUAAACUGGAGAGACUACAGCUGUCUAACUGCAGUAUUACAGAGGAAGGAUGUGCUGCUCUGGUUUCAGCUCUGAAAUCAAACCCCUCACACCUGAGAGAGCUGGAUUUGAGCCUUAAUAAACCAGGAGAGUCAGAAAUGAAGCUGCUCUCUGAUCUACUGAAGGAUCCACACUUUAAACUGGAGAAACUAUUACUGUUUAACUGCAGUGUUACAGAGGAAGGCUGUGCUGCUCUGGUUUCAGCUCUGAAUUCAAACCCUUCACACCUGAAAGAGCUGAAUCUAAACCUCAAUAAACCAGGACAGUCAGGAGUGAAGCUGCUCUCUGAUCUACUGCAGGAUCCACAGUGUAAACUGGAGACACUACAGCUGGAACAAUGUAGUAUCACAGAGGAAGGUUGUGCUGCUCUGGCUUCAGCUCUGAAAUCAAACCCCUCACAUCUGAGAGAGCUGAAUCUGAACUACAAUAAACCAGGAGAGUCAGGAGUGAAGCUGCUCUCUGAUCUACUGAAGGAUCCACACUGUAAACUGGAGAACUUACAGCUGUCCAACUGCAGUAUUACAGGGGAAGGCUGUGCUGCUCUGGUUUCAGCUCUGAAAUCAAACCCCUCACACCUGAGAGAGCUGAAUCUGAACUACAAUGAACCAGGAGAGUCAGGAGUGAAUCUGCUCUCUGAUCUACUGAAGGAUCCAUACUGUAAACUGGAGAAACUACAUCUGUCAAGCUGCAGUAUUACAGAGGAAGGCUGCGCUGCUCUCGUUUCAGCUCUGAAAUCAAACCCCUCACACCUGAGAGAGCUGGAUCUGAACUCCAAUAAUCCAGGAGAGUCAGGAGUGAAUCUGCUCUCUGAUCUACUGAAGGAUCCACACUGCAAACUGGAGAAUCUACAUUUGUCUAACUGCAGCAUUACAAAGGAAGGCUGUGCUGCACUGGUUUCAGCUCUGAAAUCAAACCCCUCACACCUGAGAGAACUGAAUUUGAACUUCAGUAAUCCAGGAGAGUCAGGAGUGAAGCUGCUCUCUGAUCUACUGAAGGAUCCACACUGUAAACUGGAGAUACUACAGGUGUCUAGCUGCGGUAUUAUCGAGGAAGUCUGUGAUGAGCUGGUUUUGGCUCUGAAAUUAAACCCAUCACACCUGAGAGAGCUAAAUCUGAACAUCAGUAAACCAGGAGAGUCAGGAGUGAAGCUGCUCUCUGAACUACUGGAGGAUCCACAAUCUAAAUUGGAGAAACUACAGCUGCGUUACUGUGAUCUCACAGAGAAAAGCUGUGCAGUUCUGUCCUCAGCUCUCAGCUCAAACUCCUCAAGUCUGAGAGAACUGAACCUCGGUAACAAUCAGCUGCAGGAUUCAGGAGUGAAGCUACUCUCUGCUGGACUGAGGAAUCCACAAUGUAAACUGGAGAAACUGGAUCUGUCUGACUGCAGUAUUACAGAGGAAGGCUGUGCUGCUCUGGUUUCAGCUCUGAAAUUGAACCCCUCACAUCUGAGAGAGCUAAAUCUGAGCUACAAUAAACCAGGAGAGUCAGGAGUGAAGCUGCUCUCUGAUCUACUGGAGGAUCCAUACUGUAAACUGGACAUCUGAACCAACAAACACCUGACCUGGUCUGAGUCUCACACACACUGGGGGUUAUGAGGAGAGGAUGAAGUCUUAUAGAACACACACACACACACACACACACACAGUGUGUGAUUCUACAUGGUAAUGUGUGUGUUUUCAGGUCUUUUUUGGUCAAAUCUGUGAACAUAGCUGCAGCACAGCGAUGUAUGCUCUCCUUUGACCUCACUUCCUGUUCAUCAGUGACCAUAUAUCCAGUGUCCAGUCCAUCAAACACGCCACAUUUGAGGAUAACCCCACAUUCCUGAUUGGUAAACGUGGAGAUCUUUAAGAUCAUGGAAGCCAACAAUCUCAUACACAUACAUCCAGAUAUGAGAGCACAGAGAGGCUCCUGAAAAAUGACUGAAUGAGCUCUGCUGUUCUCUAAUAUUAUAUUUAUUUAGCUUCCUUAGUAUGUAUGGCAGAUUACUAGUUUGUUUUCAUGAUGUUUUUAAUUAUAUCUGAACAGACUAUGCACCCCAUGGCAGGACUUCAUUACCAGGAAAAUUAUUAGUUCUGCUAAUUUAUAUUUUGUAAAAAUUGUAACAAAACCUAAUAAUGUAGUAACUCGCCUAAUACUGUCUUAACUGAUAUUGUAAUAGCAUUUUUCGAUCAUUUAAUAUGAUAUAAUAUUAUUUGGAAGGUAUUAUUUUUAUUAUCAUUAUUUAUUUUCCACUGAUAUUUUAACAUUGUUCACUUGGAAUUUAUAUUCUAAAAAUAUUAAAUUCUUAGAGCAUAUCCUGUAUCAUUCCCAGUACAAAAAAUGUACAGAGGCACAUAAGUAUAUAUAGCCAGACAUUUUUUACAUUCUACCAGACAGCACAGCAUUCUCUGAGAACAGCAUUCAAGACAACCAUCAGACAUUAGACUCUGGCUCCUCUUUCUACAGCAGGUUCCCCAUGUAACUCCAACUGCCACAGACUCCUGAGGAAAAUCACUGUGCUAGAGACAAGAAUACUCACCAGACAGCCAGACAUAAACUAAGAAUAAACAAGGGAAAUGGAUCCAGUUAUUCCACUCAAAGGUCAAAGAGUCAAAAGGAGCUAACAUUAACACAGCUCAACACGGUAAGCUAAACCUAGAGAAUUCAGCAGAUUUUCUCAGCCAGACCUCGGUCAAAAAUGGUGAACAGACCCUAGCCAUAUGAGAAUAUAAGCUAGUGGCACAAGUUUGGAGCAAAACUGAAAGUGGGUUACUGUGUUAAUGUCCUCCACACCAGACUGUUCAGACUAAUGAUAGCGCUAAAAGUCAUAAUUCUGUGUUAAAUAUAGCCAGAUGAGCUUGGGAGUACUUUAGAAAACUGUUGUCACUUAACACAGUCCGCUGCUGCAUCAAGAAUAUAGUUUGAAACUCUAUUGUGCAAGGAGGAAGCCGAACAUCAGUUUUAUGCAGAAACACUGCCCAGUUCUCUCGGCCCAAGUGUGUAAUCAAAGGAAAGGUACUGUAAUAAAGUGGUAGAUAUGCCUCUAUCCCAACCUUUUUUGAAUGUAUUGUGGGCAUCAUAUUCUAAAUUUGUUUAUAUUUAUAAAAUACAAUUAACUUGGUCAGAGGAAACACCUGUCCAGGGUGUAUUCUGCCUUCUGCCCAAUGGGAUAGACUCCAGCACCCUCAAGGAUAAGUGGUGUAAAAAAUGUGUGCGUUGUCAGUGAAAACACUGGAAAUCAUUUUUUUGUACUUUUGUCAGUUAAAUAAAGA